AAAAAAAAAGGAAAGGAAGAAAAGUCGUUUUUCUCAAUUUUUCCUUGAAAAAGUCGACAAAAAGUAACGCAACCAAGCGAAUACAUACCAAAGGAUAGCCGAGGAAGAACCGCGAUUAGAGUGGAAUAAUUUAAGUCGUGACAUCAAAACGACCGUCACAUUCGAGCAGCAAUUUGACUGGGAAAACCUUCAGCGAACGCUCCUGCCGCUCUCGAGAGUCAUUUUCACGAUGGCGGCUAAUUAUAAAGCGCACUUGCACUCAAAGAGAUAGGGACAAGCGAGAACACGCGUUCUUGAAGGCGCAUAACGACAGAGAUAGAGAGAGAGAGAGAGAGAGAGAGAGAAAGAUGGAGACAAAGGCACGCAUCGUGAUCCUUCCCUCGGUAUAGUAGAAAAAGCGUCGUUUGUCUCGUUUCUGUCGUUGCGAAAGGCAACGCGAAGUUUUCGCAAAAGAAAAAUCAAAGGGUAUCUAUCGUUCUACGAUUAACAUCUGGAAUUAAAAUCGUAUUGUUAAUGGAUACGAUAUACAAAUAACGAUAUACAAAGACAGUACAUUCGAAGAUCGUAAAUGACUACACGAUAUGAACCACCUGAACACGAUCUUGUAUUGACGAAAGAGGAUAUACGGAAAAGAUAUCAGGAUACGGCAUUAGUUAUAUUUAAAGAACAACAGAACAAGAAAGAGGUGAACUAUUUGAGUUUUGGAGCAAGUCGUAGGACUAUGGAGUAUAGCAAUUAUGGAAAUCAACCGGUAAUAAUACGUAGACCUCUCGAAGUUUCGGACGUAAAUGAUCCCUUGCCGUUGCGAAUAUUGAGAAUGUAUCGUAAGCCUCAUGAGAAUUGUACUAUAGCUUAAAUCAUGUUAAAAAUAAUUUAAUAAAUAUAUUCGUAAAUAUUA
Molecule: messenger RNA, 898 nt
Organism: Vespula pensylvanica (western yellowjacket)
Lineage: Eukaryota; Metazoa; Arthropoda; Insecta; Hymenoptera; Vespidae
Exons: 3
Coding region: 569-856 (95 amino acids)
Source: RefSeq, a predicted model, not a curated record